This is a messenger RNA of Daldinia caldariorum, 966 nucleotides long. RefSeq lists its product as uncharacterized. The transcript has 2 exons. The record is from RefSeq and is a predicted model, not a curated record. Bases 1 to 966 code for a protein of 321 amino acids. Lineage: Eukaryota; Fungi; Ascomycota; Sordariomycetes; Xylariales; Hypoxylaceae.
AUGGCGCACGUGGCACGAGAGUUAGACCUGAAUGCUUGCUAUGGGCCCGGCACCGUUAUGGACAGAAUGAACGCGGUGCCGGGCUUAAAGACUAGUACAGCAUUCUUCUUCUUCCUCCGGGCGAAUCUCGUUGUCAAUCCCUCGGCGAUAUCAACGCCGGAUAUGGAGCCAGCACCAUCAAGUAGGCUCCCGCCGCCUUCGCCGUUACCGUUUGUGACGAUUGAUCCACCUACACACCCAGUACCACCGGAUCUUCCACCAUUAUCUGUGGGUACCUUGGACGGCAAGACCGACAAGCUGGAUGCGCUGAAUCUGGUCACGGACUCGAUAGCCCAGCAGAGGCAGUCCUCUUCGUACCAUUUAAUUUUCCACCCCUACUUACUGGCUAUUCUGGCCGUGUGCCUCGGCAUCGCGUACGAGUACUCCUGGCGCAUAAAGCGCGACCUCGGCACGGCGCUGAUGUUACAUUCCGGGGUGAUCAUGACUUAUUUGAUGACCAUCCGGUAUUUUACGGGCCAGUACAUCCAGGUAGCCGAAAGCAUGAAAUGGAGUUGGAUGGUAUCCGAGGAUGGCGAGGAGGACACCGUGAUCGGCGUGCGGUUUGGAAGCGAUCUGAUUGGUGCUCUGGUAUUACGGCUCGAGCCGAACCCGAGCCUAGCCGGGAAGAAGCGGAACCGAAAUUCGAUGCUGAGAGGGGGCAAGGGCAUAAUUCGAGCCUGGACGGUCAAGUUGAAGUAUCGGCAUAAGGGCGUCGGUUCCGAUAUGCUUCACGAAGCCGUCAAAGUGACGAGAGAAAAAUGCGGCAGGGACGCCGAGAUUGGAUUUGCGAAGGAGCACGCCAAUAGCACUAUGGUGCUACCCGAAGCGUUCAACGGGCCAUUUAGAAAGGACGAGCAGCGAGCCGCAAAGGCGUUAGAAAGAGUUCUGAGCGAGUGGGAGGGUAGUAGACGAAGACGAAAACUAUAA